This is a messenger RNA of Sparassis crispa, 3273 nucleotides long. RefSeq lists its product as uncharacterized. Bases 1 to 3273 code for a protein of 1090 amino acids. The record is from RefSeq and is a predicted model, not a curated record. NCBI's taxonomy places the organism in Eukaryota, Fungi, Basidiomycota, Agaricomycetes, Polyporales, Sparassidaceae. Gene Ontology annotation, cellular component: membrane. The transcript is spliced from 22 exons.
AUGUCUCGUCAUAUGCUUGCCCCAGGACGUGACAGCCCCGGGCCCUCUGGAUCACCUCAUUUACGGGCGGACGAAGACGCGAACGUGGACGGCCGUGGCACAGGGUCCCUCUCGCCCGUCGAAUCCUUGAUUCGCCUCAGUGCUUCCUCAGUCACUCGCGCAGGCCUGCAACAGCCGAGGAGCUUCGUCUCGACCAGCAUCAAGUCGUUGAGGCCCCACCCCGCUCUGCUGCCCCACACGCAGGACCAUAUCCGGGACAACACCAUGCAGAUAUCCAAUAUGCCUCUUCAGACGCCGAACACACUCUCCCCGCGCUCGCAGGAUUCGUUCAUCUUCCCCAACGCGGUCGAAUCCGAGGACGACGCCGAGGCGCACCUCCCGCUCCAGCUGUCGUCCAUGUCCGUGCCCUCCGUUCAGUCCAUACGCUCCGACGGCGCUACCGAUCUCUCCGCGUCCGCGACGUCCGUCUCAUCCCUUCGCUCGGGCAAUUUGACUCCCAAAGGAUAUCCUGGGUCGGUGCACCACCCGUCCGCACUGACCCUGCUGAUGGCACGCCAGACUCAGGAUGGCGAGCCGCCCUCGCUCGCGAGCUCGUCCAUUCCGACGCCUACCGCGGAACUACCCAAUCCAACUCCGACGUUUCAUGUUCACCCCGCCACGCCAAUUGUUGAAGCUACGCCGUACGUGCAUGCCAUACCGCAUCGGUCACCGAGUACCAGCAGUGUCUCGAGCGAAGCUUCUGAAACGGCGCCGCUCCUCCCAGACGUGGAAGCUGCACAGCCGAUGUACAAUGGCAACGGCCACCCUCACGAAGAUCGUAAGUCACGUCAUCUUCUUGAUGCUCUCCGAGAGGGCAGUUGGCGCAAGGUUGCAUUCUCGACUAUGCGCGACUUCGGCGCGACUGCGGUCAGGUCGCUCCCUGCGGUCGUCCUCGGGACAUUGCUCAAUAUCCUUGACGGUAUUUCAUAUGGGAUGAUCACUUUCCCUGCUACGGGAGUGUUCUCAAACCUUGGUGGGGCCGGCGUGUCCAUGUUCUUCGUAACCGCGAUUAUUUCACAAUUGAUUUAUUCUGCGGGAGGCAGCGGUUUUGCCGGUGCCAAUGGCAGUAUGAUGAUUGAAGUCGUGCCCUUCUUCCACAUAUUGGCCAACAGCAUAGCUGAGUACGUUGGGGAAGACAAACCACGCGAGAUCAUUGCGACGACCGUCGUCGCAUUCGCAUUCUCGUCUAUAAUAACUGGGCUUACAUUCUUCCUAUUGGGCGCGCUGAGGAUGGGCUCUCUGAUUGGCUUUUUCCCUCGCCAUAUUCUCGUCGGAUGCAUCGGUGGUGUCGGUGUGUUUCUGAUACUCACAGGUUUGACCGUCAGCACGCGCAUGGCGGACGACGACUUUGCGCUCGACUUUGCUACUUUCAAGUACCUCUUCCUCAACGCGCACAACUUGGCACUGUGGGCGCCCGCUUUCGGCCUCGCCGUGCUCCUGCGCGUCAUUACUCACAAGUAUGAGCACCAGCUCAUCUUCCCUAUCUAUUUCUUGAUUAUUCCUAUUGUAUUCUAUGUCGUCGUCGCCGCUGCGCACCUCGAUGUUGGAACGCUCCGGAGUGACGGGUGGUUGUUUGAUAUGGGGACGAAUCCUGAACCGUGGUAUCAUUUCUACUCGUUCUAUGAUUUUAGCGCGACUCAUUGGAGAGCCUUGUGGAAAACCCUUCCUACACAAUUUGCUUUAUUGUUUUUCAACAUUUUGCAUCCUCCUUUGAACGUCCCUGCGCUGGCGGUAUCUUUGAACCACGAUGUCAAGACGGAUAAGGAGCUCGUGGCACAUGGAUAUUCGAAUCUUAUCGCUGGAGCACUGGGCACUGUACCGAAUUACUUGGUCUACGUAAAUACAUUGCUAUUCUAUCGGGUCGGCGGUGAUACACGCACGGCGGGCUUCAUGCUGGCGGGAGCAACAACCCUUUUACUCCUCAUUGGUACCGCGCCGAUUGCAUACAUCCCGGUGAUGGUCGUGGGAGCUUUGAUUUUUGUCUUAGGUAUUGAUCUCGUGAAGGAGGCACUCUGGGACACCCGACAUCGUGUCAACAGGGCGGAGUAUAUCACGAUCGCGAGCAUCAUGAUUUGCAUGACGGUGUGGGACUUUGUUAUCGGCGUCCUCUUCGGCAUCGUCGUCUGCUGCUUCUUUUUCGUCGUACAGAGCUCUAGGCGGAGAAGCAUCCGUGCGCUGCAUACAGGCGAAACGGCCAUGUCGACGGUGCGGAGACCGAGCGCCCAUCGGGCCUAUCUCCGAGAGGUUUCGAAGCAGACGACCAUCUUGAGGCUGCAAGGUUUCCUGUUCUUUGGUACCAUUACGAACGUGGAAGAAACAAUCCGGACACUCGUAGAGGGCCCAACCUGGCAGCACAACCCGACGCGCUUCCUUAUCCUCGAUCUGUCUCUCGUUGCAGGUGUGGACAUGUCCGCGGCGGAGGCAUUCGUAAGGGUGCAGCGCCUACUGUCAACAAAGCGGGUCGUCUUAGUGUUCUGCGGCUUCUCUGUGGAGUCGCCCGUGGGGAUAGCACUGCAAAAUGUGGGGUUACUGGAGAUGGAUGGCGUGGAGCUGUUCUCGACAUUCAAUGACGCGCUGGAGUGGACGGAGAACGUCUAUCUGAGGGCGUGGUUUGCCUCUCAGAAAGCCGAUGUGCCAAUACUUGCGCUGCCAGGUCGUCAGGUGGAUAUGGUAGCAUUCCAAGAAACUCUAUCGACUACUCCAAGAAAAUCUCAUAUCCUCGAAGCUGGCUGGCGCACUAUUGCCCGUGAUCACUCACCUCCACAAGACCAGAUCUCGGCAGCUACAGAACCGUACAAUACGCUGGUGAAGGUAUUUUCGUCAUACGGGCCUGUCGACCCGGAACGAUUCGCGCCACUGUCACCGUACCUAGAGCGCGUCUGCGUUCCAGAGGGAACCGUCCUCUGGAAUCAGGGGGACGAACCAGACGGACUUUAUGUCGUCGAGUCCGGUAUCUUGCGGGCGAUGUACCGCUUCAACGAACACACUUUACCCAUGGAGGAGUCGAUGGUUCCCGGAACGCUAGCCGGAGAACUCUCGACACUGUCAGGGCUGUCUCGCAAUGCGACAUGCGUCGUGGAACGGCAGUCAGUACUGUGGAAGCUCAGUGUCGAGAGUUUGCGCCGGUUGGAGAACGAACAGCCGAAAUUGGCGAGAGAAUUCACGAGGCUGGUUCUCAAAGCGGCGAAAUUGGAUUAUGAUAUCCUCAUUUCAGCACUGGCAGCCCGACAAUGA